Molecule: messenger RNA, 969 nt
Organism: Trypanosoma grayi
Lineage: Eukaryota; Euglenozoa; Kinetoplastea; Trypanosomatida; Trypanosomatidae
Exons: 1
Coding region: 1-969 (322 amino acids)
Source: RefSeq, a predicted model, not a curated record
AUGGAGCAAAAGGGAAAUUGUCAUGAAAGUGGCUUGAGGGAUGCGUUCACGACAGCGCUGCUCAGGCAUGCGGCCAAAAAUCUUGGUGUCCAAUACACAGGUGUUAUGGUACAACCCAGUGGCAAUGACAUUGUAAAUGAACUGGAUCGAACAAGGUCUGAGAUACACACUCGGGAGCGUUUACUGGGCGUUGAAAACAUGACCCUGAUUCCACUACUGGUAAAAGCUGGUGAUUUGUCGCUGACGCGCGAGGCUGCGCUCAUUUAUUACCAGAAGGCUCUGGAUGUUGUGGAGGCUAACAUUGCCCUUAAAGGGGACUCCACGGCGAUUGAUGACGUUAUUAUAUCGAGCUGCUCGGACCUUGCCUUGCGUUUCUUUCGUCAUGGACAAUACAAGGGGGCGAAAAGUACUUUUGAAAUAGCGAUAUCUAUUUGCCAUCAAAAGUGUUUGCUCGAAUCCGGAACCUUCCUCCACGGCGCAAGAGAGUGCAACAGUGUACAGGAUAACCAGAAACUACAGGGGAAACUGCGUGAGUGGCAAGGCGGUGUUGAGGCGGCACAGCAAGAUGUGGCGACCAUUCUCAGCAGCGCUGCGCCCAAGUCCUUGCGCCGCCGAGGCGUGCGUGAUUCCUGGUGCCAGACGGGGCUAACGGCUAACGGUGGUGCUGGGUCGCCUCGCUGCCCAGCAGGACUAAACAGACGAGCAGGUGUGCCAAAAGGGAUUCGAGACGCGCGUGACCUUGAGAAACUUGUGGAAUACGUCUUUGAUCCUGCUAGUAAGAGUCAUGACAUUUCAACACAGACCAUUGUAGAGGAGGUUCAGCCACAAACUUUUUUGCAGCCUGCCCCUGCCGCCUUAUCGAAUCCACUCCCAGCUCUCUGGGAAUCCACUGACCGCGUCUCCUUGAAAACAUAUGGGACUCCCACUGCCAUUGGAUUAACAGAUAUUGUGGCAAGAAGGAUAUUGUAA